AAUCUCUCAUUGUCUUCCAAUUUUGCUAGAAUGCAAACCAAGAAAAUAAAUUAUGGAUUCCUUUUCUUUUCUAAGAAAGUAUUUUUUUAAUAUAAAACAUGGAUGUAGAAUUAUAGAUUAAUAGAUAUGGUGGGCGUCAAUGGUAAAUGGCAUAUGAUAAGGGCCCGUCCUCUCUCAACAAGAUUUGACGGAUAAACCAUACACCGCCACGGAUCUAACCUUCCUCCCCUUCAUCCAUCUCUCGCUCCCAUUUCAAAGCGAGGUCGCUCCACUUGUCAGUUGAACGCUAUUACCGCCGGUUAACUGAGCUGCUGAUUAAGGAGCCGAUUCAUAGAAUUCGGCCCGGCUAUGGUCUGCUUAUGGCGAACUUCUAGUCGAGACGCCGACUCUCGACUUGUGGUGGGCCCACCAGACAAACAGUUAUAUAUAUAUAUCCACACCAUUUUCAUCGCCGUGUGAAUAGUUAGUUAUGUGAACUUUCUCUCCUGAAUAUUCUCUCAAAUCAUUUUCUCUCGUUUUCUGUUACAUUUUCUUGAGAGCCAAACAUGCCCAAUUCUACAGUUUCUCUUGUCCUCUUGGACAAGUAAGCCUGUUUUCUUCCCUAAUCUGUGUGCAUUGAGUAAAAUCUUGAGGAGCGGAGUUCCAAUGACGACAAUUUCGGUUCAAAGAUGUGAAUUCUUGAGUUUCUCCAACAAUUCGUUGAGAAAUUAUCGCAAAUUUCACAGAAUCGCUGCUUCGUGGACAAUGACAAUGGAUUCCAAAUCUUUCUAUUCGAGGAAGAAGGAGGAACUCUCAAUACAGCUUCCAACACCAUCACUUCCUCAAACUGAAUCAUCAAUACCACAUGGUUUACGGUUUGGUCGCCUUCAGCCAUCUGAUGAAGAGUUAAAUCUGCCAAACAAACUUGAAUUCGGACGUUUUGUGGCACGACAGGCAGUGCUUGAUGAAGAAAUGUGGACAGCAGCAUGGCUCCGUGCAGAAUGUCAUUAUGAGCAUAGGGCAGAAAGAUAUGUUGAUAACUACAAAAGGAAAUUUGCAGAUCAGGAAUACCAUUCUAUCAAGAGGAGAAACGCGAGUCAGCUCGGGCAGAAAUGUACGUGCAUUGUUACGGUGAGAAAAGAAGUGAAGAACGUAAAAUGCAAUGUAAUCAAGAGUGUGGUUGCAACUGUUGAUUUGAGCAUCCGGUUCUUACUGCAUGGAGAGACCUUUCCUGGGGAAAGGAGGAAGGCCCCUAUCUUCUGCUGCAUCAACAAAGAAGGGCAGAGAUAUGGCCAUAUUGCAAAUUUAUGUGUUGCCAAAUGGGCACGUCGCAGGGGAAUUGCGGUCAACAUGUUGUAUUUUGCUAUAGAAUCAGCCAAAUUGGAUGGUGUUGAACAGGUGUAUGUUCAUGUUCAUAGAAAGAAUAAACCUGCACUGGAACUUUAUGAAAGACGGGGGUUGGAGAUAGUUGAAAUGGCAACCUCGCAAUUGUCGGAAGAUCAGACUUACUUGCUUUGUCUUCAGGUGGUAAAAAUCCAUUGAACACAAAUUCUACUACUAUUCUGUGUGCGGCAAGGGAGUGGUCUUGUGCACAAAAAUGUACUGAAUAUUCUGUUGACAGGCUAUAUACGCAAAAGGCUGAGAAUGGAGGCCUAGAAAUUACAUUUUUCUUACAUUAGUUUGAUGGAAGGAAAAAUGUAUAGACCUGUUUCACGGGUAAAUCUUCCACAGUGUUGCAACUUAGAACUGGGAUUUCAAGAAUCUAUUUUGCUCAAGAAAUUGUAAGUUUUUUUGAGAUGAUUUGAAGUAACUAGAAGUUACUUGCAGGUGCAUUUU
Tripterygium wilfordii is the source of this 1815-nucleotide messenger RNA. RefSeq lists its product as uncharacterized. The record is from RefSeq and is a predicted model, not a curated record. Gene Ontology annotation, molecular function: acyltransferase activity, transferring groups other than amino-acyl groups. The coding region runs from base 646 to 1521 and encodes 291 amino acids. The transcript is spliced from 9 exons. Lineage: Eukaryota; Viridiplantae; Streptophyta; Magnoliopsida; Celastrales; Celastraceae.